Messenger RNA from Setaria italica (foxtail millet), 1976 nucleotides. RefSeq names its product transcription factor TGAL7. Gene Ontology annotation, molecular function: sequence-specific DNA binding; DNA-binding transcription factor activity. The record is from RefSeq and is a predicted model, not a curated record. Gene Ontology annotation, biological process: regulation of DNA-templated transcription; DNA-templated transcription. NCBI's taxonomy places the organism in Eukaryota, Viridiplantae, Streptophyta, Magnoliopsida, Poales, Poaceae. Bases 349 to 1605 code for a protein of 418 amino acids. The transcript has 11 exons.
UUUAUCUCUCUUAAAAGUCCUCUCUCAGGUUCUUGGUCAAAAGGUGAGGGAGAAUAGAGGAGAUUUAGGUGACAUACAAACGAAAAAACUUUGCAAGACUUCCUUUAAAGCUUGGGUGCCAACUAUAAAAAGAGAGGGUGCAAACAGAAGACGGUUUUGCCAUUAAUGUCUGCUUUUGGAUCUUUUUGCUGGGUGUUCUGCAUAGCGUGAGGAGAGAGAGCCGGGGUGGAGGAUGGUCAGGGCCUUCAUAAGGGCUUCAGGCGGGGCUCUGCUGGAGAAGAAGACCACCACCACCAUCAUCAAGCACCUGAGCUCCCCCAGGGUCUCCGGAGCGCCUCACCGCCGACGAUGAUGCCUGCCUCUUCCACCAUGAGCAAGGAAUCAGCAAGCUACGACAUGGCGGAAUUCGACCAAUCAGCAAUUUUUCUCUACCUGGAUGGCCAUGAUCAAGAACAACGGCAGACUCUGAACAUCUUCCCAUCGCAGCCGAUGCAUGUGGCCGAGCCAAUUCCUGCCAAGGGUGUUAGCAUGGGCAUGGUGGCAGCCAUGAUGCCCAAUGGUAACUCUUCUUCUCCCAGGAGACAAGAAGAAGGUGGCCAGAGGAGUGCUCCUCCUCCUCCUGCCCCUGCUGUGCCCUUGCCUAACUCAGCCAAGGAGAACAGGAGUAGUCUCACUAAGAAGGAAGCAACUAGCGGUGGGAAGGGUGCAACAUCUGGCGAUCAGGAGAGAGUGAGAGACCCCAAGACACUGAGGCGGCUUGCACAGAAUAGAGAGGCAGCUAGGAAGAGCAGACUUAGGAAGAAGGCUUAUAUCCAACAGUUGGAGACAAGUAGGAUCAGGCUAAGCCAGCUUGAACAACAAGUUCAAGUAGCAAGAGUACAGGGUGUCUUCUUGGGCGCCGGCGAGCAGCCAGCUGGUUUUCCUUCUGCCCCUUCCCCUGCAGCUGCGGUAUUUGACAUGGAGUAUGGGAGAUGGGUCGAAGAACACAGCAAACUGAUGUUCCAGCUCAGGGCUGCGCUGAAUGAGCACAUGGCGGAUGAACAGCUGCAGGCCUUCGUCAAUGGUGCAAUGGCACAGCACGAGGAGCUGCUGAACCUCAAAGGUGCCAUGGCCAGGGCUGAUGUCUUCCACCUCCUGUCUGGAGUGUGGGCAAGCCCUGCUGAGCGUUGCUUCCUUUGGUUGGGAGGCUUUCGCCCCUCGGAGGUUAUAAAGGUGAUGCUGAAGCAUGUGGAACCGCUGUCAGAGGGUCAGAUCCUUGGCAUAUACAACCUUCAGCAGUCAGUGCAGGAGAGGGAGGAGGCUCUCAACCACACCAUGGAAGCCACCCAGCAGAGCAUCUCCGACAUUGUCGCUGCCCCCGAUGUCGCCCCCGCCACCUUCAUGGGCCACAUGUCCCUUGCCAUGAACAAGGUGGCGUCUAUGGAGAGCUUCGUCCUGCAGGCAGAUGGCCUAAGGCAGCAGACCCUCCACAAGCUCCACCACAUCCUGACCACUCGUCAGGCUGCUCGGUGCAUGGUGGCGAUCGCCGACUACUUCCACCGCCUUCGCGCGCUCAGCACGCUCUGGGUUGCAAGGCCGAGGCAGGAGGAUGGGCCAGGACUGUAGAUGAAGCUUACCAAAUAAAACGGGGAAGAAGAAGUACAAUAAUGCAUGCAUGUGCAAGUUUAAUUGUUCUUCUUCUUCUUGAAAGCAUGCAAGCUAGAUUAGUUCCGAGAGAAAGCAAUGCAUGCAAGAACUAAUUGAUCUAAUUUAAAGACUAGUGUAAGGUCGAUUAGUUUGAUCUGGUAAAAUGCGCACUGAAGAGUGGAUUGUUCUUCAGGUGUGUGACUUUCAACUUUUUAAGGUGUACAUACAGUGUUAGGGGCAGAGAAAGUAGGGAGUAAGAAUAGUAUUGGAGACUUUGGACUCCCUUUUGUUCCUAACUUAUGCACCAACUGUUGAACUUAACCAAGAACAUCAUUGGUUUGGCCGGGGCA